Messenger RNA from Dreissena polymorpha, 6294 nucleotides. RefSeq lists its product as uncharacterized. Gene Ontology annotation, biological process: DNA recombination; DNA integration. Bases 386 to 1657 code for a protein of 423 amino acids. The transcript has a single exon. Gene Ontology annotation, molecular function: DNA binding. NCBI's taxonomy places the organism in Eukaryota, Metazoa, Mollusca, Bivalvia, Myida, Dreissenidae. The record is from RefSeq and is a predicted model, not a curated record.
UUGAAGUUUACGUAGUAAACGCAGUUUAUGCAAAAUUAGAAAUCCCAUUCUACUUUCGCUUUAGUAUUUACAUUCCGCACUUCCGGUAUUUUCUUUAUCACGUGACCAAAUCAGCAUCCCGAUUCCGAAAAGUCGAACCCGUACCGCAUCAGCAGCUAAUUAAUAUUCAUGCGCCUUCUGUUUACAAACAAGAUAACUGAUCGAUUGACAACAUUAUUAUAUUUAUUAACGUUUUAAAAACUUACGAAUUCGGAGAUGAUAUAUUGAAGAAUAUACAAAUUCGUGCCGUUAUUGUGUUCCGAUUUGUGACUUUGUCGCCGUUUUUAAAAACGUUAUAUUGUGCGAAAGAAAAUUGUGUUUGACUCGGAAAGAUUAACAAAGAAAUAUGGCGUCUCGUUCUUCGAGGUCGGAACGACGCAAUUACGAUAUGACGAACCCGGAGAAUUGGGGAGCUAAAGAAUAUCGGGAGGAACUACAAAAAAUUGGAAUCAAAGCCCCGGUUUCGCUCACAAAGGCUGCCUUGAAGGCACUUUACAAAGAAAACAGUGUCAGGAAUUCGGACAAUGACAAUGCCCAAAUAAAUAUCAGAUCGGAGGAAAGGCUUCGAUCCAGAUCGCCGAUUAUGAGGCAGCUAAACGACACAUCGACUAUAAGCAGUCAAGGCGCAAACAACUCUCAAAUUGACAUAGGAUUGUGUUUGUCAACACUUAGCAACACGAUGUCGGCAUUUACCGAGACGAUGAAACGCCUGAAUGAAAAAGGAAAUAGUUCAGGCUCAACAGACACGUCCACGACUUCGACUGACAGCCCCACUUUGGAGGACAUCUACCGAGGUAUUAGCCCUGAUUUUUCUUCUGUAUUCAAUUCGUGUGAUAUUGACAGUUUAAGGCUUCGCGCCUCAGAGAACCGAAAUGGCAUCCCUGCCAGUCAGCUAGGACACCUCGAUAUCGUGUCAGACUCGCUGCGCAAACAGAUCGAAGCUGGUAGAGACGUAAAUUUGGCAGCUCUCUUGAUCCCAGGUUUUGAUAUGAACAAUGAUGCCUUCAAAAAUGACUUUAGGCUAAAGAAAAGGCUGACCAUUGAACAAUUUAGGACUGCUUUCGGUAAAUACAAGCGAGUCAUGUGCAGAAAGUGGCCGCAUAGGAAAAACGAGCUCGAUGAAUACGAGAUUGACAUAGGCCGUAUUCACGCCUUUUACGGAGAAAAGUUCUAUGACUACCACCUCGCCUUUUCAAGCAAGGCUGCGGAAGCUGUGAGAAAUGGUAUACCGGUCAACUGGGCUAUGCGCGACACGGAAAACUUUCAACUGAUACUAGGCGGUACUAGAGCCAGGCAGUGCCAACACUGCCACUCAGUAUUACAUGAAUCUGAAUUCUGUGCAAACGCUUUAACCCAAGCAGUCCGCUCAAAUCAGUAUGCAAAAACCAGUGGAGAUUCUUCGGACAAAUUUGGUCGAAAAAUUAUCAUGCAUAAAGGGACCGAAAUUUGUAACAAUUUCAACAACGAAAAAGGCUGUUCCAGAAGAGGUUGUCCUAGACUUCAUAUUUGUCUAAACUGCAAGUCAGAAAGUCACAAGAAGAUCUCCUGUGGACAAUCUCAAACAGACAACACAAGAAAACACACAACACCAUCAACACGUUCUCAAAAAUCAGAGUGACUAUCUUUCAACGCGUCUACGCCAAUUAAUAUAGACAAUUUAAGAGCAGAAUUAGUAGAACACCCCGAUCGCCUUUUUGUUAGUUACUUGUGCGACGGCCUGCAAAAAGGUUUCGAUACUCUGAUAUGGCCUUAUCCAAACGACCAAAAAGUGUGUAAAAAUUUACAAUCUGCCUUAAAACAACCUGAUGAAGUGGACAAAUUGUUGAGGCUAGAACUUGAUAAUGGGUUUUUACAAGGCCCGUUUGAGACUCCUCCUUUCGAACACUAUAGGGUUUCACCUUUAGGUAUAGCGGAGAGAAAAUAUUCCGGUAAAAAACGUUUAAUUGUGGACUUGUCUUCGCCCCGUAAUGAUACGAAUCAUUCGAGCAUUAACGAUUUAAUAGAUAAAGAUCUGUGCAGCCUUUCAUACGUUAAAAUAGACGAUGCUAUAGCCGCUAUUAGAGAAACCGGAAAAGGCGCUAUCCUUUGCAAAACAGACAUAUCAAAUGCUUUUAAGUUACUACCUAUUAAACCUGAACAGAUGCCAUACUUCAUGGUGCGAUGGAAAGACAAAUUUUAUGUGUUCACGCGCUUAGUAUUCGGGAGUCGAUCAUCGCCAAAAAUAUUUGACAACCUAUCGUUGGCAAUUUGUUGGAUCGCAAAGAACAAUUACAAAAUUGACUUGAUUUUCCAUCUGCUUGAUGACUUUCUGACGGUGCAACAUGCAGAUUCCGAUGGCGAUAGAACGAUGGCUCUACUGACACAUAUAUUUAAUAGACUUAAGGUACCAAUAUCUCCUUCUAAAACAGUAGGUCCCACCACCUGCUUGGAGUAUCUAGGUGUCAUUUUGGACUCGUUGAGUAUGGAGGCUAGAUUACCGCGCGAUAAAGUAGAAAGAAUUAUAGAAUUCAUACAAUUCAUGUUAAAUAAAAAAUCGUGCACAAAAAGACAACUACUUCAGCUAUUAGGUCACUUUCAGUUUGCAUCACGAGUGAUUAUGCCGGGACGUAGUUUCGUGUCAUAUUUGAUUAAACUGUCAACAACAGUUAAGGACCUACACCACUUUGUCCACUUGAACAAGAGCUGCAGAGAAGACCUUCUCAUGUGGUUAAAAUUUCUCGAGAACUGGAACGGUGUAUCCAUGUUCUAUGACGAAAAAACAACAUCAGCAGACGAUUUACAAUUGUACACGGAUGCAAGCUCUACGCUAGGAUUUGCAGCUUUCUUCCAGAAUAGCUGGUUCUGUAGUUCUUGGCCUGUCAAAAUUCCAAGUGAUGCCUCAAUGGCUUUCCGCGAACUCUAUCCGAUAGUUGCCGCAGCAGUGUUAUGGGGUAAAUACUGGAAAUGCAAAAGGCUGCUCUUUCAUUGUGACAAUGAAGCGACUGUUAACAUCCUCAAUAAAGGAAGAUCAAAAUGUAUGGACAUUAUGAAGUUAAUGAGAAAGUUAACAUGGGUAGCUGCCACCAAUAACUUCACCUUCAGGUCCUUGCACAUUCCCGGCAAGCGAAAUAUAAUAGCCGAUUCUCUUUCUCGCUUUCAGAUGGCCCGCUUUCGAGCCGCGGCGCCACAAGCCAAACAGAACCCAGAGGAAUGCCCGGGAAUGUCGCAGGUGAUGUGGGGUUGAAGUCGUUGGUGGAAAACAUGUGGGAAUCUUCAGUUAGUGGAAACACCCUGAAAGUGUACAGCACGGGAAUGGACUGCUACAAACAAUUUUUACGCAGCCAAGCUGUUGUGUAUGUUGGUGGCAGUCCACCACCAGUGACAAAUGAUUUACUUAUCAAUUUUAUUGCUUACUGUUAUCAUUUUUUAAAACUUAAGUAUCAAACUAUCAAGUUAUAUCUAUGUGGCAUUCGUUUCUUUUAUAUUAGACAUGGAAAAGAUUCACCUUUAGAGUCAAAAUUAACAAACGCUAAGGUAUACACAUUCCUUAAUUCAGUAAAAAGAUUGCAAAAUAAAGAAAAACGGGAAAGGCUCCCGAUAGAUAUUGUUUUAUUAAAAAAGAUAGUUCAAAAAUUGAAAGAAGGUUGUUUCGGAUUGUAUGAAGACAUUUUAAUGUCAUGUUGUUGUAGUGUUGCAUUUUUUGCCUUUUUAAGAUGCGGAGAAUUUACAGUGAAUGAGAAAGCGCCAAUCAAUUACAGCACACUCAGAUUAGAAGACAUUAAGGUUAACGAAGAAUUUAUCAUUUUACAUCUAAACCAGUCAAAAUCUGAUCCUUUUAGAAAAGGUAUAGAAAUUUUUGUAUAUGCCACACACAACCAAGUCUGCCCUGUAGCAGCACUCAAAAAAUAUCUGAAGUACAGGGGACAUUCUAACUCAGAUGCCCUCUUCAUCAUGCAAAAUGGAUCACCAUUGACCAGAACAAAAUUCAUAAGUAACUUAAAACAUGUUCUCAGAAGUAUUGGUAUGGACGAUUCUAAGUAUAAUGGUCAUAGCUUUAGAAUUGGUGCGGCUACAACUUGCGCAAAAUUGAGGAUCGAAGAUCAUUUAAUUAAAACACUCGGUCGUUGGUCAUCAGAUUGUUACACAACUUACAUUCACACCGAUAAAACUACUAUUCAACACGCACAAAAGGCCAUGUCAAAUUUAUAUUAGGUAAAUUAAAGCAUAACAUAGUUUGCUUGCGUACUUCACGUUUCGAAGUUGAAUUUACCUUCUCGAAUGUCAUUGACACACUUGUAGAAACGCGUGUUGCAUUAGCUGCAUUUGCAUUUUCUUGUAAAUAUGUACAGUGAACCAGCUUUGUUUCCCAUAUGUGUUAAUUUCAAAUACUGUACUCGUAUAUAGACUGAUGUUUUCCCCUACACUAUGUUUUUUAUUAUGAUUAUUACUCAAUUGUUUGUUUCAAAUGUUUUUGUAAGCCUACUUGAUGCUGUUGAAUUAUAUUUGUAUAUGUACUUUGUACCAAGCCUGCUACCGUAGGCUCAUCACUCAUCGCCUGCUAUCGUAGGCUCAUCACUCACCGCCUGCUAUCGUAGGCCCACCACUCGCCGCCUGCUAUCGUAGGCCCAUCACUCACAGCCUGCUAUCGUAGGCCCGUCACUCACCGCCUGCUAUCGUAGGCCCAUCACUCAUCGCCUGCUAUCGUAGGCCCAUCACUCACCGCCUGCUAUCGUAGGCUCAUCACUCACCGCCUGCUAUCGUAGGCCCAUCAUCACAGCCUGCUAUCGUAGGCCCGUCACUCACCGCCUGCUAUCGUAGGCCCAUCACUCAUCGCCUGCUAUCGUAGGUCCGCCACCGCCUGCUAUCGUAGGCCCAUCAUUCACAGCCUGCUAUCGUAGGCCCAUCACUCACCGCCUGCUAUCGUAGGCCCAUCACUCACCGCCUGCUAUCGUAGGCUCAUCACUCACCGCCUGCUAUCGUAGGCCCAUCACUCACCGCCUGCUAUCGUAGGCUCAUCACUCACCGCCUGCUAUCGUAGGCCCAUCACUCACCGCCUGCCAUCCUAGGUAGCACUCACAAUUGCUUUAUCAGUCAUUCUCUCAUAUGUACCAAUAGUUGCAAUGUUUGUGUUUAUUUUGUUGAAAAUAUGUACAGUGAUUCUUUUUGUUUAGUAUACACAGUGUCGUACUCAAAUAUAGAGUACUGUUAUUUACUUUGUUACUCACUUGUUCCUUAAAAUGUUUUAUGCAAGUCUACUUGCAAAACGCAUGUGUCUAUGUAUUUCGUUCCAAGCCUGCUAUCGUAGGCAAUUUCACUCCCAGAUUAUUUUGCUGUUGUUGUUUUUGAUGCACAUCACUCAGCUACUUGGCCAUGCCAUGAAUUAGCAAGUUUAAAAAGUUAUUUAAAACUGAUAUGUUACGUACUAUAGAUUCACACAGUCUUAUACAUAGAAAUUAACAAAUUGUCUUCACGUUGUGCACAGCUGUAUCAUAUAAAAAUAUUAUUAUUGUGUCUCGCUUAAUAUGUAUUGCUCUUCAAGGAUUCUUCUUUCUUGGCCACAAAACAAUUUAUUAUGUCAAAUGCGCUUUCCAUCAUCCCUUGUUUCUUAUGGGGAUUGGGCUCAUAAGCCAAUACCAAGAAAGAAGAUGGCAUACUGGCUUGAAUCAUACCAGACUUAUUUUUGCAAUACUUGUAUCAUGUUUUUUCUAGUCUUUACCUAGUCAUUGUUUAAGUCUGAUGUUCUUAGCCAGUUAUGCCAUAAAAUAAAAUCCUAAACCUUUUAUGCCUUGUCUGAUUUUAAUUGAGUAUAAAUUGAAGUUUACGUAGUAAACGCAGUUUAUGCAAAAUUAGAAAUCCCAUUCUACUUUCGCUUUAGUAUUUACAUUCCGCACUUCCGGUAUUUUCUUUAUCACGUGACCAAAUCAGCAUCCCGAUUCCGAAAAGUCGAACCCGUACCGCAUCAGCAGCUAAUUAAUAUUCAUGCGCCUUCUGUUUACAAACAAGAUAACUGAUCGAUUGACAACAUUAUCCACCAUCCGUCCCCGCCUCGCACCUUGAAGAGCAAUGCCUUCUGGUUAAGGACUCUGCCAGUAUGCCUUGUUUGUGGGGGAUUGGGCUCAUAAGCCAAUACCAAGAAAGAAGAUGGCAUACUGGCUUGAAUCAUACCAGACUUAUUUUUGCAAUACUUGUAUCAUGUUUUUUCUAGUCUUUACCUAGUCAUUGUUUAAGUCUGAUGUUCUUAGCCAGUUAUGCCAUAAAAUAAAAUCCUAAACCUUU